AUGGCCACGUCGUUCUGGGCUCAGGCACAUGGGCCAAUUUUAACGCUUCUUUUCCGGGACACGCGUACGCAGCACGCGUGUCUUGCUCGCGUAGAGUCCUACUAUGAAUCAGAAAAACAUGCCGGCAAGUACUUGACAUGGGACGAAGCACACCGUGAGCGACUUUGCAAAGGGUACGAGGCAUUUAAUUUACCACUAAGCACGGUGGCAGAGUGGCUUGCUUCUAUGCGAGCGCAAGUAGAAAAGCCAAAGGAAGUGCUCGGCAAAGAGGCAGCAAGUACUAAACAGAAGACAAGCUCAGACCCAAUUCAUGAUCCCGACGAGCCUUUCUGGCAUGCUCAUUGCUCCGCACAGGAGCGUGAGCUAAUUGCCGAACUUACACGUCGAGGCAUCCUUGAUGGUUGUGGAACACUCGCAUCUAGUGCACCCUGCAUGUACCUAAUCUCCGCGACUCUCACACAAGCAGACGCGGCCCUAGCUCACGAGCGUCUUCACGCAUUAUACUAUUUUUCGCCAAAGUAUCGCGAUCUGCUUGCAAUCCAAUGGAACUCGUUACCGCGUGCUAUUGCCUCCGCUAUUGAGCUCGAUCUGAAAAUGCGGGGAUACAAGCCAUCCGUGUGGCAGGAUGAGCUGGGCGCCUACCUUGGCAUACGGGUAAACGGCACAUCUAGUCGCCGUAGUGAUCCUAGCAGUGAGUUUGGAAAUAAGAGUGCUGCCACAUGUGCUGAAAUUCGGCAAGUCCUUUUACAGCAAAUUCCUCAAUGCUGGAAGCAAGAUGUUGGCAUGGACGAAGCUGGUGUAACGCUUACGAGACAGGAUUUGGAGUGUGCGAAACAUGCAUUUAGCAAUGCGUAA
Malassezia globosa CBS 7966 is the source of this 855-nucleotide messenger RNA. RefSeq lists its product as uncharacterized. The record is from RefSeq and is a predicted model, not a curated record. The transcript has a single exon. The coding region runs from base 1 to 855 and encodes 284 amino acids. NCBI's taxonomy places the organism in Eukaryota, Fungi, Basidiomycota, Malasseziomycetes, Malasseziales, Malasseziaceae.